Closterium sp. NIES-67 is the source of this 1046-nucleotide messenger RNA. The record is from the annotation of a GenBank genome assembly. Lineage: Eukaryota; Viridiplantae; Streptophyta; Zygnematophyceae; Desmidiales; Closteriaceae.
UGACUCAAACACAUAUUCCUUCAGUCAUAUUCCUUCCUUCAGAGGCAUACUAGCUGAGUAGAUAUUACUAACGCCUUUUUUUUAAGGGAGCAGCCUUACACUAACGUCUUGUAGCAUCACCAAUAUACCGCGAAUCAUGGCCUCCUCCUUGUCUCAGCUCGCCUCGUCAUCGGCUGUCUCCGCGUUGUACGCUCGGGUCUCCCCCAAAUCAGCCAAUCAGGCGUCGCCAUCUGUCCGUAGCGUCGGACCAGUUCGCCCCAGAGCCGAAUCAGAGUCAACGACUCCCAUCACACGACCAGGCGCCGUGAGCCGAAGGGACCUGCUGGCCGGAUCCCUGGCAGCUCCUCUGACGCUGACUCUCGCGGGAGCAGCAGUCGCGGAAGGAGAGGCCUCGGACUUAGUGACGUUCGACAAUCCCAAGGAGAAUUACACCUUCCAGGUUCCUGCAGGAUGGGAGCGCAGUGAGGGCAUGGCAGGGGUACGCAAGGUCAUCGCGUUUCACCCGCCGGAUCGCACGGACGCUAAUGUGACCAUUCUCAUCACCCCCCUGGCGGCCGAUUUCACGUCGCUCGGGUCGUUUGGCACUGUGGACGCCUUUGCUGAGACGCUGGUGAACGGGUUGGACCGCAGCUGGCAGCCCAGUCCAGGGCAGAAGGCAGUGCUGCUGGGAGCCAAGUCCGCCAAUGACAAUUACCUGGUGGAGUACACUCUGCAGAAGCCCAACGAGCCCUGCGUUCAUCUCUACUCCGCUGUAGCCACGGGGCAGAAUGUGUGGUACAACAACCUCUACACGUUCACUGGCCAGUACCCCGAAGAGGAAGCAGCUACAUUCAAGCCAACAGUGGACAAGAUUGUGAAGUCCUUCCGAGUGACCCUCAACAAGCAAUGACACGUGGAAGCAAUGCUGUAUCUUGUGUACUGUACUUCUCAAGGGAAUACAAGGAAUGCUUAUACUAUAGGCCAUAUCAGCAGUAUAUCACUUGAUGUAUUUGUGUCCACUAUUUAUCCUUGGUCCAUUAAAGCGAGAAAGGGGGGUUGUGUGGGAU